AUGACUAAAUACAACGGCAAAGGCUCUUCUGUUUUGAAAGAUGAUGUUAAAAAGAAGUUUUUUGAGUUGGCAUAUUCAUGCACUGAAAAGGAAUAUCGUUUUCAUUUGAGAGAGUUGAGAGAAGCUGGUGGUGCUGAUAUUAUAGAUCCGUUUCUUGCUGAUCUGCCUGUUCAAAAUUGGUGCCGUGCAUUUUUCCCUGGAUGCCGUUAUGGAAUUAUGGCUAAUAGUAUAGCUGAAUCUUUUAAUGCUUGGUUUGCUGUUGAACGGGAGAUGCCAGUGUACACUAUGCUUGAUCAGACUCGGAUUAGGGUGAUGCAGAUGAUGGGUGAGAGGAGAGACGAGGCACAGCUUUGGACCUCGCAACUUACUCCUGUUAUGGAGGGUCGUUUGAAAGAAGGUAUGGAGAAAGCUUGCCGUUUCAAUGUGCAUUACUCCCAUACAAAUGUUUAUGAGGUUAGAUCAAAGUAUUCUUAUGUUGUGGACCUUGGAACUCCUUCGUGCACAUGUAAAAAAUGGGAGAUUAACUGCUUCCCUUGCUGCCACGGUCUUGCUGCAAUUCAAGCUGCGUCAUUGGAUGUUUAUGCUUUUAUGGAUAAGUAUUUUUAUGUUGAUUAUUACAAGAAGUGUUAUGAUUUUCCAAUUUAUCCAAUAUCUAAUGUUGAUAUGGCUUCUUCUGAAACUGCAAGUAAUGACUACAUACUUCCUCCAAAUGCAAAAAGGCCUCCCGGGAGGCCUAGGCUCAAGAUGUUCAAGUCUAGAGGAGAGUGUGAAAAGAAGCUCAUUCGUUGCGGCCGAUGUGGCAAAAUGGGACAGCAUAACAAGAAGACCUGCACUGAACCUAUUUGA
Messenger RNA from Rosa chinensis, 846 nucleotides. RefSeq lists its product as uncharacterized. Gene Ontology annotation, molecular function: zinc ion binding. NCBI's taxonomy places the organism in Eukaryota, Viridiplantae, Streptophyta, Magnoliopsida, Rosales, Rosaceae. Bases 1 to 846 code for a protein of 281 amino acids. The transcript has a single exon. The record is from RefSeq and is a predicted model, not a curated record.